CAAUAACCUUCGGAUGGCAAUCCACUCCCAUGGCGGCGACAUCAACCACAGCCACGGUCACGCCGCUGUUAAUCCACCUACUGCGCGGCGCCACCGACCACGCGUCCGUAGCUGCAACCCACGCGAAGCUGCUCAAGGUCGGCACCGCCUCCACCGUCUCUUCUUGCAACCACAUCAUCGCUGCUUACUGUCGGUGCGGCGUCACUGCCCGCGCCCGCGACCUGUUCGAUGGAAUGCCCGAGCGGGACGUCAUCUCCUGGACAGCCCUCAUGUCCGGGUACUCUAGCACCGGCCGACUCCGCCUGGCUGUUUCCCUCCUUCGUGACAUGUCUCACAGCGGCGUGCCACCGAAUGCCUUCACCUUCUCGACUGCCGUCAGCGCGUGCGCACGCCUGGCUGAUUCUGGACUUGGGCGGGAAGUGCAUGCCCGUGCUGAGGUCGAGGGCUAUGCGUCUGAUGCUGUCGUUGCCACCGCGCUCAUUGACAUGUAUGGCAAGGCCGGAGAUGUGGAGGCUGCACGUGCAGUGUUUGAUGGUAUGGCUGCUCCGGUGAGGAAUGCGGUUUCAUGGGGCUCGAUGCUGUCUGUAUACGCGCAGAAUGCGCUUGGGCGUGAGGCCAUCCAACUUUUCGCUCAGUUCAGAACCAAAAGUAAUUUCAUGGCGCCCAACCACUUCAUGCUGUCAAGCGUUGUGAAUGCGUGUGCAGGUGUUGGGCGGCUUGGAGUUGGCAAGUCUGUGCAUGGAACAGUCCUUCGUUUUGGGCAUGGAUGCAAUGGCGUGAUUGUUGUGGCCUUGGUUGACAUGUACUCCAAGUGUGGAUUCUACGAGUACUCAAGAAAGGUGUUUGACAGGAUUGAGCGUCCAUCGGUCAUCUGCUAUACCUCCAUCAUUGUGGCUGCAGCAAAGUACGGUCUUGGGAGGUGCGCACUCACUUUUUUCAGUGAGAUGAUCGAUCGAGAUGUGCAACCAAACAGCGUUACACUGCUUGGCGUCAUGCAUGCUUGCAGCCAUUCAGGUCUUGUUGACACUGGCCUCCAUCUCCUCCACUCCAUGCAGAGCAAAUAUGGCAUCAGUCCAUGCGCCAGCCACUACACUUGUGCGGUUGACAUGCUCGGCCGAGCAGGACGGCUCGAGGAGGCAUUUGAGAUGGCCGACGAAGCGCAGGUUGAAGGCCGUGAUGCCCUCAUGCUCUGGAGCUCAUUGCUGUCUGCUUGCCGGACACAUAGGCGCCUAGAUCUAGCCACCAGGGCUGCCCACAGAGUGUCAGAGUUCAACCAAGAUGUAGCAGGUGCACUAGUAGUGAUGUCAAACGCAUACACUUCAGCCGGCCAGACUGACAAUGCUGCUGCUGUAUGGUCGAACAUGAGGCAACGAGGCAUUCAGAAAGAUCCUGGGUGCAGCUGGAUUGAGAUAAAGGACAUACCCUACGUGUUCUACGCUGGAUUGGUAUCACCCGCUGGUGCAAGGGCAGGUGAAGUGAUGAUGUUACUUGAUGAGUUAGAGGGUCAGAUGCGGGAGAAGGGUUACAAGGGUGGACUAGGUAGUACCAGAGUCUUUGAUGCUCAUGAAGAGGAUGGAGAGGACGGGAAAGGCGAGAUGGUUGGAGUGCACAGUGAGUUAUUGGCUUUGGGGUUUGGUUUGCUGGUUAUCCCCAAGGGGAUGACCAUCAGGGUGAUGAAGAACCUGAGGAUGUGCUGCGACUGCCACGACGCGUUCAAGCUCAUAAGUGGCAUUAUGGUGCGCGAGUUUGUUGUGAGGGAUCUGAAUAGAUUCCAUCACUUCAAGAUGGGGUCAUGUUCCUGCAAUGACUACUGGUGAUUCAAGGCUGAAAUCAAAGUGAUUGUCAACUUUGCGAUACAGAAGGAAAACAUUUUUCUGAAGAGAAUUUCUCGGUUUUCAAAUAGAUAUAUUCCAGAAGAAAGUCAAAGGGCGAUAUCAAAAUGUUCGAGGCAUAACAAAUCUUGACAUGCUUCCAAAGGGAGUCAGCGGCAAGAUUUUGUUGAUCAUAGUCCCCAUAGGCAUGGACUUAUCACAUUUGCACAACAUGAGUCUGACUUAGUCCAACAAACCAUUUGAAUUCUUUUUAGAAGAUAUCCAACUCAUCUUGCAAAAUGCAUAAGGUUAAAGUGAUGGACUGUAAGGAACUGGGAUUGUCUCUGACCUUUGGCACUUCAUAAUUCAUACCCUCAUACAGUGUCCAACAUGAGUAUCUCAUUGUUCUUUAAGGGUAUUUCAUUUGAGUUACAAAUCUUAUGAUAGGGUUAAGAAGGUGACCACCAAAAUGUCUGAGAAAGUGGCAACUAGAAUACUGUUAUUUGGAGUUGUGAAGAGGACUGGCCAUUUUACAAGUUAAUCAGCUAACUCAAAGGCUGGCGAGAGGUUUUCAGCCUAUUGCAUGUAGUGAUUGUUGUUGCUUCUCUUGAUGGAUUCGGGUUAAAAAAGUGUACUGUUAUUUGGACUUGUGAAUAAUGUAGAGUGACUAUUUAACAAGCUCAACAGCUAACUCAAAAGGCUGGCGUGAGGUUUUCAGCUCAUUGCCUGGAUUUGGUACGUGGUCCCCUUUUUAUGUCAUACUUGAAGCCUACACUAAAAAUACUUAGUUACUGCUGCUUCUCCUCAUAUAAGGUGGCCAUGUUAUUCCAGCUAUCAGCUACUGCAGUCAUAUGCAUAAUGAACUCGCUGCCAUUGCAGUUAGUAUGUAAUACAGGUGGCCGAUGGGCGCUCGCCACCGUGUGAUGCCAUCAAACUCCGAAGAGUGAAAAUGGUUAUUGUUUACUUGGCAUGCUAGUUGACCCUACCUCAAUAUGGCAGACUCAACCAAAAUACUUUGUCCUGGGAGCACAUUGUGUUAUGCACUUGCUGUUGUUGGCAAAUAGUCUCAUACCAAAUCAUGCAUCUCAUGAUCUGCUCUGCAGUGUCUCACUGUCAGGUGUGUUGAAUCUCUGUGUGCCUGAAUACCAUUCUUUAACCCCGUAACAGGGGUAUUCGAUUUUACGUCAUCCGGCUUGUGUAUCUUGUACCGGCUUCAACACGCAAGAUUCAUUUGCAACGCCAUGGAAUUGCUGGCAAUGAGAAGGAUGCAUUGCUUGCCUGGUUCUUCAUCUUCAAGGCCGCCACCUUUGAUCUCCGAGCGAAGCAUGGCAAGAGCAAGUAAGAGUCUGAAGUUAGCCCUCUGUCCCGUAAUAUAAGAGCGUUUUGACACUACACUAGUGCUAGAAAUGUUCUUAUAUUAUGGGACGGAGGGAGUAGAAACCAAGAGCAGCUUGCCACCAUAAUGAUGUCCUUGUACCGAUGUGUUUCCUAGUGGAAUCUUGUCGAAUGGAGGUUGAAGGCUUGAAGCAUAGGGAAAAUGGUUGUGCAGCAGAGACAGAACAUAAAAAAUCAGUGUGGUUAUUAUUUUUCUUACCGGUAACAUGCAUCAACAUAAAAGUAAAAGGUUAGUUUGUUCA
This is a messenger RNA of Hordeum vulgare subsp. vulgare (domesticated barley), 3448 nucleotides long. RefSeq names its product pentatricopeptide repeat-containing protein At4g15720. The record is from RefSeq and is a predicted model, not a curated record. Gene Ontology annotation, biological process: RNA modification. Bases 30 to 1817 code for a protein of 595 amino acids. The transcript has 3 exons. Lineage: Eukaryota; Viridiplantae; Streptophyta; Magnoliopsida; Poales; Poaceae. Gene Ontology annotation, molecular function: zinc ion binding; RNA binding; protein binding.